AUAAUUCGCUGCAUUCUUGAGCAUGUUUAUUUUACAGCGCGUUUGCUGGUUACCACAUGUGCAGCGCUAUUUGCGGCACUACGCAAAGAAAUCUAAAUUACCCGUCAUGGCUAGCAACAAACGUAUGGUGCACCAGGAAAUGCUGCGUUAUGUAAAUCCCUUUGCUCGCAUUAAUGUGGAUUCGGAGAUCUUUCUUCAGGUUCAACCAGCAGACGUGCACCAAUACACCAGCGGCGAUGUAUUUAUAGCACAGCUUUUUGGGGACGAAGUGAAGAACUGUACCGCUACUCUAGAGGUUGACAUUACCGACAACGACAAAGUUGUAAAUGUAGUAGUUAAAAAACUGCCGGGAAAUUUGUCCCGAUUCCACUGUGCCCUAAAAGUACCAAUACGUGCAGAACUGUAUAUUAAAAGCGGUGCCAAUGUACGUGUGGAGGGGAUUCAGAGCGAAGCUUUGGAAAUAAAAUCAUUUGGCAAUAUUAACACAAACAACGUUAAAGCUACAAAAGUAGUACUGUUCAGCGAAAAUGGAAAUGUGAUUUGUAAUGGAACGCUGCUGGGCAAGAGCACAGAAAUUAAAACCAACAAUGGUAAUAUCGUGCUGAAUAAGGCACAAGGCGAUAGCUUAAACUGUUCCACCAAGGAUGGUGGUAUUAACACGGAUUGCUGUUAUGUAGAAAAUUCGAAUUUUCAAACUGAAACGGGGCGGCUUGAAUUAAAGAACGUUCACAAGUGCAGUGAAGUUCACGUGCACCGUGCAGGGGAGCUCAAAAUGACUGGAGUGCAUGGCAAUCUCAAAAUAAUUGCAAAAGGUGGUAGCAUGAACUUACAGCUCUCCGAAGUGGUCGGCAGGAGCCAAAUCGUCGCUCAGGACUUGGACAAUGAGGCCGUUAUCAAUAUAUCCGAAAGUAUUGAACAGAACACCAAAGUAGAGGUAAAUGCAUGCGUUGUGAACCUGGACGAUAGCUUGGACCACGUAGCGCAUGCAUUGAGUGAAGAUAAAUCUACAUUUCUACUAAAUAACGUGAACACAGAGCAUGCUCAUUUGCUGAUUAACAGUACUGGCGAUAAAGGAGUACGCAUCGGCAAGCAAUCCUGGGCGGAUAUUUUGCGUCAAAAAAUUAAAGUAACCGACUAAUAAAUAUAUUACGGAUAAAUACUUUUUAUAAUUAUAAUCAUUAGCAAUAUCA
Molecule: messenger RNA, 1190 nt
Organism: Scaptodrosophila lebanonensis
Lineage: Eukaryota; Metazoa; Arthropoda; Insecta; Diptera; Drosophilidae
Exons: 3
Coding region: 23-1138 (371 amino acids)
Source: RefSeq, a predicted model, not a curated record